AUGGAGCAGAAGGAAAUGGAUAGCAGCGCACCAUUUCUUCCACAAGAAAUAGUUAGAGACAUUCUCAUAAGGCUUCCGGUAAAGUCCUUGCUCCGAUUUCAAUGUGUAUACGAAGAUUGGAAAAUUCUCUUCAGAUCCCCUUCUUUCAUCGCAGACCACUUGCAUCACUCUAGUCAUCGAAACCCUUUUCUUCUUUUGAAAUGUUUUAUCGCGUGUGAUUUCUAUCACUAUUGUUUGCUCGAUGGCGAGAUGGAAGUCCACAAACUUCAUAAGAUCCCUCUUGAGAAUUCUAGGUUGACUGUCAGGAACCUCUAUUCCAAUCAUGGUUUGCUCUGUCUUGAAAUCGUUAAUAAGUGUCAUUCCCUUUUCUUGUAUAAUCCGGCGACUAGAGAAGUCAAACAAGUGUCCCGACGCCUUGAAAGAUUUACGGGUACAGUGUUCGAUGUAGGAUUUGGGUUCAAUCCAAUUCUUAAUGACCACAACAUAGUGAGGCUCUUUGUUUCUGGGUAUGAUGAAAUGGUUAAUAAGGUGGAGGUGAAUUCAUUAAAUAUGGGAUCAUGGAAGGAGGUAGAGGUUGGGAACUUACGGGUUGUGAAACUUAAACAUGGUGAAAGUUUUAGUGCUAAUGGAGCUAUCUUUUGGUUUGGGUAUACAGUAAAGCAUAAAGUAUAUAAUGGGAAGAAGUGUGAAAUUGCUGGAAGAGUCUGGAUAGUUUCAUUUGACGUGGCAAAGGAAGCAUCCACUUUGAUACCAAUGCCUGCUGAAAUACGCUAUAAAGAUGGUGUUAGUUCUGCUGUGUAUGAGUACAAGCUUGCCAUUCUUUAUCCCACUGCUAUUGAAAACUCUGAAACUUCAUCAAUUGAUUUGUGGGUGAUGGAGGAAGGUACAGGUGCAUCAGGGGAGAAAUGGACUUGGACUAAGAAAUAUACUACCAGUCCUUUUCCGCGCCGAUAUCCAUGGAAGUUAUGUCCGCAAACUAUUGGAGGAAUAAAAUGA
Messenger RNA from Neltuma alba, 996 nucleotides. Its product is annotated as putative F-box protein At5g62660. Lineage: Eukaryota; Viridiplantae; Streptophyta; Magnoliopsida; Fabales; Fabaceae. The transcript has a single exon. Bases 1 to 996 code for a protein of 331 amino acids. Gene Ontology annotation, molecular function: protein binding. The record is from RefSeq and is a predicted model, not a curated record.